AUGCGUCAUCCAGUGCCCAUUCAGCAUCAGGCUCCCCCUCCAGCUGCUAACUUCAACCAACAAAUGCUAUCAUCAGGACUGUCAGAUAUGAAUCAGCCAGUGGGACUGACCAUGAUACAACAUCAUCUGUCCUUGCUCACUCCCAAGGCGCGGGUAGCCCUUUUCAGCCAGAUGCAGGGGAUUCUGCCCCCUCCCCCACCUACUCUGCCGGCGCUGCUAGUGCCAGUAAUCCAGCCAAAUCUGGAACUUCUAUUAUCGAUGCAAGACCUCGCUCAAAGGAUGGAAGGAAUCGAGAAGGAUGUGUUGACAAUUAAACAUCAGAAUGUCGAUGAGGACCUUGCAACCAAUGUAGAUGUUGAUGCUGAAGAAGAAAAUCAGCCCUGCCCUCAAUGGAAGCACACAACAAAGAAGAAAUCCAAGGAACGAGCAUAUAUCCUGAACGUGGCAAAGGCGAGGCUUACUGCAGCACAACUGACCACACGUUUGGAACUACAGGUGCGAAUAGUUGCCUCUGCUCUUCAAUCCACUGUCACUAAGACGUAUCAGGAAUGUCUGCACAAGACCAUUUACGAUCUCACCAGACUCAUUGCAAGUGAAAUCGGUAGCAAUGGAAGUGAUGACACAAUGUCCGAUCCACCAAAGAUGAUGUUUGACUUCCAGGCGGGUGCGUCCCAUGAGGCGAACUCAGCAAUCUUCUCCCAGGCUGUGGACAUCGUCUGGAAAGAACAAUCUGACAAGGAAACAUGUUCGCUUACUCACCAAACUGUGCAUUAUACACACAAUGAUCUUGUCGCCUUUGUGAAGUCGAAAUUCCAGUCCUACAAGCGCAAAUAUAUUGAGAAGACAGAUGAAGGAAGGGCAGUGAAACGACAGAAGUUCAACAUUGUGAAUAAAUGGCUCCGUCGCCAGGAACAUCUUGCUGAGGAUCGCAAGAAGGCCGUGGAUGACUAUAUCACACGGCACCAUAUUGAUCCAUCCGAACUCUUGCAGCCAGAGUACAUGUCGGAUCAGGUGUCAGAGCUCGAUACUGACGACGAGGAUGAGAAGCAAGCAAGAAAGAAAGAUAUACAAAAGGCAGCUAACCUUUUGGAACGUGAUGUUCAUGCUGGUGUUCCUGUAUGGGAAACCAUCAGACCAGCAUGGAGAUCAGAAGAGCGCAAGGAAUCCAAGCAAAAAACGGCACUCACCAGACGUGUUAACCUUAGCAACAACAACAACGCUCCACCGUCGAUUCCCAUUUUCCCGUUCAUGCUUGAUUCCAAAUGGCACGACUCUUACCAGGCUGGAACUCCUUAUGCACCCAUCGAGAUGUACGAACAGGACCCUCAAGGCUUCAAAAAACGAGAAGGUCAGCAUGAUGAGGAUCUCCCCCAAGGCAACAGUGAGAAGGCCAGCGAAAACGGCAGCACUGACAGCCACAGUGUGAAUGGUGAUGGCGACGGCGAUGAUGCUGAUGAUACCUUGGAUGGUGAUUCAUGA
Suillus subalutaceus is the source of this 1479-nucleotide messenger RNA. RefSeq lists its product as uncharacterized. NCBI's taxonomy places the organism in Eukaryota, Fungi, Basidiomycota, Agaricomycetes, Boletales, Suillaceae. The coding region runs from base 1 to 1479 and encodes 492 amino acids. The record is from RefSeq and is a predicted model, not a curated record. The transcript has 3 exons.